CCUGGGGAUCGAGGACGGGGUGGGACCAAAUGUGGUCUGUCUGUCGAGGCAGACUCCUGCGCACCUGGCAUUGUUCACCUUACCGGCUACCGGGAUUGUCGUUUCAGCGAAGAUAUUCUCUAGAACAGCAGCACCGCGACCCGGAGACUACCGGCCAUGGCCCUGCUCCUCUUAGCUGUGUUGGCCUGCAUUUCAUUCUGUACCGUCAAUGGACAAAAUCCAGUCCAAGUUCCUUAUGUUCCCGGGAUCACACCCAACAAUUUCCCUGGGAGGGUCACCUCAUCAACAUUCACCCUGAAGCUUCCGCUCUGUUAUUUCAGUCAGACUCUGGCAGGCUGCACCGCAGCUCAGUGUGAAAUCUGGCUGGUUGUGGCUCAGGGUGUAGACGAUCUAAUUUUUUUUUAUUAUUAUUUUCUCAACACAGGACAAAACAGGUUUGAUUCCGUUAAAGGAGUGCCACUGGAUUUCAAUGUGAACUCCUAUCAGGCUGCUUUAACAUCUGGAAAGAGCUUCUUUAUGACCAAGGUGGGGACUCAGCAAUCCUUUCCAUGUGAUGAACCGACUGCAAUGCAGGUGUUCAGAGUGGGGUCUGACAGCACGUGCGUGGCUGGGCCUCCAACCUGUAAUGGACCUCUUCCUGCCAAUACGGACGCCAGAGUGAAAUAUGUUCUCUAUGAUCCUAUCGCAAGCAAAAAAGUGGAAGCGGAGUCACAGUGGUCACAACCCAUCCUCCUCACAAAGGUGAAGGACCUGGUGAAUAUUGAUGAGUCGUUUGGGAAGCGCUCCGGAGCGAUGGUUGUCAUCACCACGGUACUGACCUGCUUGACCGCCUUGCUGCUGAUUGGCCUGAUCACUGCACUCGCCUUGACCUGUAGUGGCGUCGGACGGGGUAAACAGGACAUUACUGCCCCCACCCCCCUGGGCUCCCUGAGGGUGAAGAGGUACAACACCCACAACGUGCACAGCCCGACAAGCUCCACCUCCGUGCCCAACCCGAACAUCUGAGCCACCCCCUCCCAGCCAGCCAUGGAGAGAUGACGUGUACCCUACCAGCACACUGAUCAGCCAUCGCCAUUCCACCAGCCCCACCUUCCCCCUCCGUACACCGACAGGGGAGUUUAAUUAACUCAGACACAGACACCCCCCCCCCCCCCCCCCCUCCAUUUUCUUCUAACGGUGGCUCCACUAUUAAACCAGAUGAGAAGUUCAUUUAGAAUGGUUUCAUUAUCUUGUACUAUUAUUAUUACUGGAAUAUUUUAAUCUGUUCUGUGUGUUGUAUUUUGAUUCUAACCUUGUUUAACCCACACUUCUGUUUGUCCAUGUAAAAAAUAAAGAGAGUGAGGUUUC
Molecule: messenger RNA, 1347 nt
Organism: Acipenser ruthenus (sterlet)
Lineage: Eukaryota; Metazoa; Chordata; Actinopteri; Acipenseriformes; Acipenseridae
Product: uroplakin-3b
Exons: 6
Coding region: 157-1005 (282 amino acids)
Source: RefSeq, a predicted model, not a curated record